UUCACUGUCAGUCAGUUUGAUAUUGGCCAUGGCAGUGAGUGGACUGAAAACAGUUGCUUAUUUUAUCCUUCACCUUACAUUUGUAAUAGAUGCUCAGUACUCGGAUGAUUCGGAUUACAAAGAAUUAGAAUUUUACGAAGAGAUGCCAAUUGGCUACGCUGGAAAUUUCGAGAAUGAUAAUUUGAACAUCGUUCAGGAUGAUUACUACAUUUUAAAUGAUUUUGAGGACGCGGUUCCUCGAGGACGUAGAUGCGACGUUUGCCCUGAUGUGCACGAUGAUCUUGAUCUGCCUUUUAAAAUUAUCGACGACACCUCCAAAAAUGAAAGAACGCGCGACGCCCAGUUAAAUUGGUAUAGACCAGAAAGAAUAUAUCGAUACACUAAGCACAGAAUCCCCGGAUACGAUUACGAAGAGAUUGAUCAUGUGUUUGCAAGAAGUCCUAAACAAUGCGACGACAAAUCCAUCUGGACUCACUGUGUCUGCCCGUUCACGUGUUCAAAACCAGACGUAGUAGAUUGUUAUACGCCGUGCAGAAGUGGAUGCGAGUGCAAAGACGAAUAUGUUUUUGACGAGAAAACAAAAGGGUGCAUACUGCCAGAAGAAUGUCCCAAAGGUUAGGAUUACAUUGAUGUAUAACAACGUCUGUGUCCUCACUAAGUCACAGGUGGGACAACUAUCCGCCCUAAGUUUCAUUUUAGGGCAAAAAUUACAAAAUUUUACAAAGUAUUACGUGGAAAGAGAAUAAUGAAUAUAUAGAAAUACAAUUAUAGCCCAUAGUUCGAUAGGUUUUUAGCAUUACUAACACUUUGUACAACACAACAGAGUAUUGAGUUAACAUUUUAAUAAAGUCAUACGAAACUCUCAAACAG
Molecule: messenger RNA, 870 nt
Organism: Dufourea novaeangliae
Lineage: Eukaryota; Metazoa; Arthropoda; Insecta; Hymenoptera; Halictidae
Exons: 2
Coding region: 29-619 (196 amino acids)
Source: RefSeq, a predicted model, not a curated record